AUGGGUUCCUACAAUUCCACGCUCAGUCCCAUCGAGACGUGCGUGAGUGCCAUUUGCAAUGGUCGCCUAGAGUGUUACCACCUGCCACAGAGUAACCUGGAUCAAACGUGGAACAAACUAUACAAUCUCGCUCUUUCUCAAUAUCCUCAGAUUGUCAUUCGACCCAACAAUGCUUCCGAAGUUUCUCAAGCGGUGAAGUGCGCCAGCGACAAUGGCUAUAAAGUGCAAGCUAGGUCUGGUGGCCAUUCCUAUGGGGAUUUCCAGAUGAACAACGAUACUUGGCACGCAAGCGUUGGAUCAGGUUAUAGACUAGACGACCUUGACAAACAGCUGCAUCAGAACGGAGGCAGAGCCAUUGCACACGGCACGUGUCCCGGAGUUGGAGUUGGCGGACACGCCACUGUGGGAGGACUUGGGCCCAGCUCAAGAAUGUGGGGAUCUGCGCUGGACCACAUCAUCGAGGUCGAAAUCGUAACCGCCAAUGGAACCAUUGUUCGAGCAAACGAAGACGACUACUCGGAUUUGUUCUACGCAGUCAGAGGAGCCGGAGCCAGUUUCGGCAUCGUCACCGAAUUCGUAUUCAAAACGCAUCCCGAGCCAGGCAGCGUCGUUGAAUACACGUACAGCUUCAGCUUUGGCCAGCAACAGGAAAUGGCGCCUGUAUUCGAACAGUGGCAGGAAUUGGUGUACGAUCCUACCCUCGACCGCCGUUUCUCGACAUUGUUCAUCGCUGAACCUCUCGGAGCUCUCAUCACUGGCACCUUCUACGGCACCAAGGAGGAAUUCGACCAAACGGGAAUCUCGCAAAAGAUUCCCGGCGGAGGAGUUAUCAAUGUCGCUAUACACGAUUGGCUUGGGAGUUUGGCGCAUAUUGGAGAGACGACGGCGCUGUAUCUAAGCGAUCUCGCAACGCCUUUCGCCAGCAAAUCAUUGGCAUUCAACAGAGGCGACAAGAUGAGCAAAGAGUCUAUCGACACGAUAUUCGACUAUGCGGGCAGCACGGAUGCAGGAACACUCCUCUGGUUCGUCAUCUUCAACUCUGAAGGGGGCGCCAUGGCAGAUACUCCUUAUAACGCAACUGCGUAUCCGCACCGCAAUGCAGUGAUGAUGUACCAGUCUUACGCCAUUGGAAUACCGACAUUGACAGCAACGAUAACCGAUUUUGUUUCUGGAGUGCAUGACAAGAUUAAGCAGGCUGCUCCAGGGGCGAACAUGACAUAUGCUGGGUACAUUGAUGUGUCGUUGGAUAGAUCGACUGCGCAGCUGACUUAUUGGGGGGAUAAGGUGCCUGGGCUGCGAGAGAUUAAAGGUCGGUAUGAUGCUAAUAAUGUAUUUCAGAAUCCACAGAGCAUUCAAUUCCUGGGUUAG
Molecule: messenger RNA, 1368 nt
Organism: Trichoderma atroviride IMI 206040
Lineage: Eukaryota; Fungi; Ascomycota; Sordariomycetes; Hypocreales; Hypocreaceae
Source: RefSeq, a predicted model, not a curated record